CGCAAAAUGGCACAACGAGUCACACUUCGUAAACGUCAACCUUAUAACACCAAGUCUAACCGUAGGAGGGUUGUUAAGACUCCAGGAGGUGUAUUGAGGGUACAUCAUAUCAAGAAGACUGCCUCAAGCCCAAAAUGUGGUGAUUGCGGUACCGACCUCCCUGGUAUUCCUGCUCUUCGACCUCGCAAAUAUGCCACCCUGUCCAAACGUCAAAAAACCGUCAGUAGAGCGUACGGAGGAUCUUGUUGCGCCAAGUGCGUCAAAUCACGUAUCACCCGCGCAUUUUUGAUCGAGGAGGCUACUAUCGUCAAGAAGGUUCUCAAGGCCAAGGCGGCUUCUUCGAAGAAGUAGAAGGCGAUCACGUACAUGGGCACGAUGUAUUCAUUCCACCAUUA
Molecule: messenger RNA, 395 nt
Organism: Tremella mesenterica DSM 1558
Lineage: Eukaryota; Fungi; Basidiomycota; Tremellomycetes; Tremellales; Tremellaceae
Exons: 4
Coding region: 7-351 (114 amino acids)
Biological process (GO): translation
Cellular component (GO): ribosome
Molecular function (GO): structural constituent of ribosome
Source: RefSeq, a predicted model, not a curated record